UUUUCCCCAGUCACGCUCCUCCUCUUCAUACUCUAGCCAAGUGUAAAGAUGGCGUCCAUUAUGGAAGGGCCGCUGAGUAAAUGGACUAACGUCAUGAAAGGUUGGCAGUACCGUUGGUUCGUUUUGGACUACAACGCUGGAUUGUUGUCUUACUAUACGUCCAAAGACAAGAUGAUGAGGGGUUCACGGAGAGGAUGUGUUCGGCUCAGGGGAGCUGUGAUAGGUAUUGACGACGAGGACGACAGCACUUUCACCAUCACGGUGGACCAGAAGACCUUUCAUUUUCAAGCCCGUGAUGCAGACGAGAGGGAGAAGUGGAUCCAUGCCUUAGAGGGGACCAUUCUCAGGCACACCCUUCAGCUGCGGGAGGCAGAAACGGGGCUUGUUCCCAGCGUUCAAGAUUUCGACAAGAAACUUGCUGAGGCUGACGCCUACUUGCAGAUUCUGAUUGACCAAUUAAAACUUUUUGAUGAGAAACUUAAGGACUGCAAGGAAGAUGAGUCGCGCAGAAAAAUUGAGAAUCUGAAGGAAACAACCUGUAGUAUGGUAGAAUCAAUCAAGCACUGUAUUGUACUGCUGCAGAUUGCCAAGGAUCAAAGUAACGAACAGCAACACGCAAACGGACUGAUAAGCACUAUCAAUCCGGUGGAUGGGAUUUUUCAGCCCAACCCCCUGGAGUCCACUGUAGUCAGCACCAUGCCCACCCAGUCCACCCUCCCCACAGAUAACACUCAGACAUGCAAGGCGGAGCAAAGGCCGUCCUCUCUGCCUGUGGGUCCCGUGACCACGGUGGUGAGCAGCCUGCAGACCCCCACGCCCAACAGCACAGGCAGCGGGCCCUCGGGGCCCAGCAGCAGCGUUACCUCUCCCAGCCACAUAAACCUGUCGUCCAACACCGUGCCCGACUUCUCCUACUCCAGCAGCGAGGACGAGUUCUACGAUGCCGACGAGUUCUACCAGAGCAGCACGUCUCCCAAGCACGGCAUGGAUUCCUCCAGGAGUGCGGCUGCCGUACCUCACACUGGCGCUGACGCUGCCCUCAAACGGCCAGACACCAACGACUCCCUCAACUCCUCCAUGUCCAACGGCACCACUGACGCAGACCAGUUUGACAGCCACGAUGACCGCGAUGACGACGGCGAGGGCGAGUCGGUGGAGGAGCACAAGAGCGUCAUCAUGCACCUGCUGUCCCAGGUGCGCCUGGGCAUGGACCUCACCAAGGUGGUCCUGCCUACGUUCAUCUUGGAGAGGAGGUCACUGUUGGAGAUGUACGCUGACUUCUUCGCCCACCCGGAUUUGUUCGUUAGCAUCGCGGACCAGCCGGAGCCCAGGGAGCGCAUGGUGCAGGUGGUGAAGUGGUACCUGUCGGCCUUUCACGCGGGUCGGAAAGGGUCCGUGGCCAAGAAGCCCUACAACCCCAUCCUGGGAGAGGUGUUCUUCUGCCACUGGGACAUGCCGGCAGAGUCCGAGGAGACGAGCGCAGCGGGGAGUGCAGCGCUGAACACAGCGGGGAGUGCAGCGGUGAACACAGCGGUGAGCGCAGCGGUGAACACAGCGGUGAACACAACGGUGAGCGCAUCGGUGAACACAGCAGUGAGCGCAGCGGUGAGUGCAAUGGAGCCGGUGUCAGAGGGCCCGGUGCCCUGGUGUGGGAAGGGCAACGUGUCCUUCGUAGCAGAGCAGGUCUCGCAUCACCCCCCAAUAUCCGCCUUCUACGCAGAGUGCUUCAGUAAAAAGAUCCAGUUCAAUGCCCACAUCUGGACCAAGUCGAAGUUCUUGGGCAUGUCUAUUGGGGUCCAUAAUAUCGGCCAGGGCUGCGUGUCCUGCCUGGAGCACGACGAGCACUACAUCCUCACCUUCCCCAACGGCUACGGCAGGUCAAUCCUCACCGUCCCGUGGGUGGAGCUGGGCGGGGAGUGCAACAUCUCCUGCUCCAAGUCGGGCUACAGCGCCACCAUCACAUUCCACACCAAGCCCUUCUACGGCGGGCGGAAGCACAGGAUAACGGCGGACAUUUUUGCUCCCAAUGACAAGAAGUCCUUCUGCUCCAUCGAGGGAGAGUGGAACGGAGUGAUGUACGCCAAAUGGGCGUCAGGGGAGAAUUCCUUAUUCAUCGACACAAAGAAACUGGGCAUCGUCAAGAAGAGGGUGAGGAAGCUGGAGGACCAGCUGGACUAUGAAUCUCGCCGGCUGUGGAAGGAUGUCACCACUAACCUGAAGCUCAGAGACAUUGACGCAGCCACAGAUGCAAAGCACCGCUUGGAGGAGAAGCAGAGGGCCGAGGCUCGGGAGAGGAAGGAGAACGAGGUCCAGUGGGAGACCAGGCUGUUCCACGAGGACGGGGAGUGCUGGGUGUACGAUGAGCCCCUACUGAAGAGAACGGCAGCACAACGGCACUGAGCAUCGCCGAGGCCCCCCGGAUGCGACACGACAGAGUCUUAAUAAGAACUCCUUUACAGACCACUUCUCAUCCAAGCCUUUCGAUGACCGCUACUAGAAUAUGUACUCGGCUCUGCAUUUUCAAAAUAAUAAAAAAAAAACUUCUCCAAAAAAAAAAAAAAAAAAAACUUCUCCAAUAUAGUGUUCCGCCGACCCCUCAUCCACCACCACCACCUCCACCUCCCCCCCACCCCCCCCUUCGGAAACGAGCAAAAUAAAAACCGGAGCGGGAGCUCCUCACCAACACAGACAAGCGCCCCGCGGGCCCGCGCGGGGGGGGGCGUCCUGAGGGGCUGUUCUUUUCCCCCGCAGAGGGGGGGCGGCGGUGUUUAGAUCGAACAAACCUUGAAAACGACAGCGUUCUGUAUCUCAGGGAACCGAGGACUGAGGAAUGAAGGCUGGAGCCGCGGGAGUUCGAAGGCCUUAUUGGUGGAACCAGAGGGGGGGGGGGGGGCGGGGGGGCAACCUGGCUUGCCUACAGCUUGUUACAGCUGUACAUAUAAAUAUAUAUUUAUAUAUAUUAUAUAUAUUAUUCUUUUGUUCGGUUUCAUUAUUUUUUAUUUUUUUCUUUCUUUCUGGCAAUAUUAACUGCUGAAGGAUAUGAAUUCACCGGUCACACAUCAGGAAGCUUUGUCCCCAUCACUGGGACAGAUUGUCCCGUAUGUAAACUGGACCUCCCUUUUUCCCCCGUUCAGUCCCAACAGUAAUUUCACACGUAUGCUGAAGAGAAGCAGAAGACCUGCGCUGGCGAGGUCGACACUACCGAAACACACUCAGCAGUGACAGACGCUGUUCUAUUUUCCCACCACCCUUGAGGAACGCAGGCUGUGUGCUCAUGAGCGUGUAGCUGCACAGGGACAUCGGAAAGGCUAGGUUUAUAGGAUCCGGCUUGGUUUGAUUCAUGAACUGACCUUUUCCGUAGAAUUACUGUUUUACGUCAUCUAAGCCCGUUGGAAAGCAUAGUGGCCUGCAAUUUGCCUUCCCGACUUUUGCAGGCUUAGCCAGUGCUUAUCCUCAAUGGUUAGGACAUGCUAAUGCUACUGCCUGGGACCUUGAAAUAAAAAAAAUUAUAUAUAUAAAUGUAUAUUAUAUAUAGUUUUUUGUAACCUCCAUGAAUCACAAUAGCCCUUAAUGUCCUUGUGCUGCUCCUCUGGGAGACGUUUCUGAAUUGAACCCCAUGAGGGGAAAAUGGGCUGAACGGUGUGUACAGUUAGCGGGGUGACAAACCUUUUCAUCUGAAGGCUUUGGUUCCGUCAGCUCUCUCAUUAAAUUAGAUUAUAAUCCAGAACUCUAAUGUUUAAUGAGCUGAAAGGUGCCAAAGUCCUGUACUGGGGAGGAUCAGUUGGUUUUAUGAGAAGUGGCAAUACUCUUUGGUAGUCUUUUAGUGCCGAUUACAUCUUGGGCACAGAAUCUUAUAAUGAAGACCCAAAAACGAUUACCUAUUUUGAAUCAAAUGUUAUGAAUAGCCAAGCUGGAUUUUUCCCCUUCAUUUCAGUCUUACAUAGGCAAUCUAUCUUUUCUUGUAAUGGAAUGGGCAGAGAUUGUGAACUAAAGCCAUUAUAUUUUCUUUUUCAUGUUGUUUUUUGUAAAUGAAUAUUAAAUUGAGGCCUUGCCAUUCAUUUCAAUAUCACUUGCUUGGAAAGAGCAGUCAAAAUGUAUUUUUUAUUUUGCAUUCUCUUCAAAUCAUAACCAUUGAUUGUAUCAGAUUCUCAUGUUCAUUGAUGCGAAAUAUUAAACCUCCAUAAAUUUG
This is a messenger RNA of Anguilla rostrata (American eel), 4189 nucleotides long. It is a transcript of the gene osbpl9, whose product is annotated as oxysterol binding protein-like 9. The transcript is spliced from 24 exons. Gene Ontology annotation, molecular function: sterol binding. Gene Ontology annotation, cellular component: cytosol; intracellular membrane-bounded organelle; membrane. The coding region runs from base 49 to 2400 and encodes 783 amino acids. The record is from RefSeq and is a predicted model, not a curated record. Lineage: Eukaryota; Metazoa; Chordata; Actinopteri; Anguilliformes; Anguillidae.